GGGUUCACUUCCAGGGUGGCAGUAAUGCACCCAUUGGCUUUUCAGCAACUGUCAUUGAAGUUGCGUGAAGAAGAGGUGACAGCGCUUCCGCCAAGAUGGUCGUUGGUGCCUUUCCCAUUGCCAAGCUCCUCUACCUGGGAGUGAGGCAGAUGAGCAAGCCUGUGGCAAAUCGAAUAAAAGCGGGAGCUCGGAAGAGUGAUUUCUUCAGGAACUACGUCUGUCUGCCGCCUGCACAGUUUUACCACUGGAUUGAAAUGAGAACAAAGAUGCGGAUAAUGGGUUUUCGGGGUUCAACCAUUAAGCCUCUGAAUGAAGAAGCAGCUGCAGAGCUGGGUGCAGAGUUGUUGGGAGAAGCAAUCAUCUUUCUCAUCGGAGGUGGUUGCAUGGUGCUAGAAUACACCCGGCAGUCUGUAAACUCUCGCCGCAAAGAGGACGAGUUGAAUGAAACGAUUCGAGACCUGCAAGUUCAGGUGGCGGAACUAUCACUCACCACAGAGACUCUUGAUGCUCGACUGAGAGAGUCCAACCGGCUGCUGCUGGCCAUCCCUGCUGCCACUAACUCUAAAUGAAAAUGUUGGUUCCAUUCUGUUUAGGGCAGCAUUGUUUUGUGGUCAGUGUGUCAAAGAAAAACAGAAUAGCAAUAUGUGACAGCUGUAUGAACAACAUGAGAAUAAACCCUGGCUUUACACACUGUCUCCUAAACCCGUUAAGUUGGGUGGAAGGGGUGGACAUGAGCAUAUCAGUGUGCUGUGGAUUUGUGCGGUUUAUUAACUCAUGUAAUGUUUGGUAAAAGGGAAUCGCUGUGAUAUUCAUAGGGGACUUCCUAAUCCAUUUUUGCAUGUUGAUUUUAGUAAUCAACUGUUGAUAAAGAUUUUCAUGACCCUGAAGUUAAUAUAUUAAGUAUCACUCCUUGUAUAUGACUAUUCUUUUCAAUCAUCCCCUGAAUCCUAAAUUAUGAAAAUACAGAUUGUCAUGUUUUUGGCCUUUUUUCCCCAUCACGAGUGGAUUACAUAGGACUGUAUCAGUAUGUCUUGUAUGUAUAUUUUGAAUCCUCUUUGUGAUUCAGGACAAACUGAGUGUGGUAACAUAAAAAUGUGAUCUCUGUUCAUGAAAUAUGUGCCACACUUAAUUAGUGUUUGUCUUGUGUUUGUCUUGAAGUGUUCUCAUGUUCCUGGGUGUUAUACAGUAUGUGAGUGGUACACUCUACCUUAUGGUCAGUUCCACAUCAUUUUUACAUUCAUGAACAACAAGGCUAGUUCUGUCUGUUUACUAUUUAAGAAAAGUACUAAAGGAGAGUGUCAAUCAUUAUUGGUCUCUGAAAAAGAAAAUAUAUUUUUGGUUCCAUCCAUCCAUUAUCUACCGCUUAUUCCUUUAAAGGGUCACAGUGGGCAAUGAAGUGAAUCUCAGCUGCCAAUGUGUGAGGGCCGGGUACGCACUGGAAAAUUCUCCCAGUCCAUUGCAUAUAGAGACAACCAUUCACGCUCACAUUCACACCUAUAGUGGUUUUACAGUGUCCAACCUAAUCCUCUAAAAAUAUAUAGUAUAUCA
This is a messenger RNA of Cynoglossus semilaevis (tongue sole), 1548 nucleotides long. It is a transcript of the gene opa3, whose product is annotated as outer mitochondrial membrane lipid metabolism regulator OPA3. Bases 96 to 569 code for a protein of 157 amino acids. Gene Ontology annotation, cellular component: mitochondrion. Gene Ontology annotation, biological process: regulation of lipid metabolic process. The transcript has 3 exons. Lineage: Eukaryota; Metazoa; Chordata; Actinopteri; Pleuronectiformes; Cynoglossidae. The record is from RefSeq and is a predicted model, not a curated record.